Messenger RNA from Saprolegnia parasitica CBS 223.65, 351 nucleotides. RefSeq lists its product as hypothetical. NCBI's taxonomy places the organism in Eukaryota, Oomycota, Saprolegniomycetes, Saprolegniales, Saprolegniaceae. Bases 1 to 351 code for a protein of 116 amino acids. The record is from RefSeq and is a predicted model, not a curated record. The transcript has a single exon.
AUGGCGCUCGUGCCUGCAGCGACGCGCAGCCAUGCCGUGCGCGACCACGUCUGGGUGCACGUCGACAACAAGUCGUUCGCCGUGCAGCUCUUCACGACGACUGACGGGCCGCUCGGGGACACCGGCGCAGACCCAAGCACGAACCGCCUCUACGUCAUCACAACAAACAGCGUGCGGCGCCAGUUCGUCGACGACCGCGUCCAACUCGUUGGGGCCGAGUGGUUUCGCGACGCAUUCCGCGUCAUGAGCGACGCCAAGCCCACGGAUCUCGUUCGCAGCGUGACCCAGCGCCGCCUCAACGAAGAGCCGUGCAACGUCCAGUUGAUAGAGGCCCGCAUGAAUCUUCUCUAG